This is a messenger RNA of Periconia digitata, 404 nucleotides long. The record is from the annotation of a GenBank genome assembly. NCBI's taxonomy places the organism in Eukaryota, Fungi, Ascomycota, Dothideomycetes, Pleosporales, Periconiaceae.
CCCACUAUCACUGUGCAAUUCUCUCCCAGGGAAGAUGUUCCCAAGAAAGCUGGCCAUGCAAUCUCUCUCCUUCGGGCAGGGGAUGAACAAGAUCACAGAUCGAACGUUCUCCAUUCGUAUUCAGAUCCGUUGUGGACAGCCUCACAUUAUCCUACGUUCUGUGAGUAUCUAUGCUCUGAACCACACUCUGCAGCAUCAAUUGAUCUUUGCUGGGUUUCUUGUUCUCCCACCAGGGAAUACUGUGUCAGCCAUCUUGCUGUCCUGAAGCCAUGGGUCGCUAUUGUCUUUUGCUCAACACUUCUGCCUUUGAGACUCUCAAUUCAUAUCCUUGAACCCUCCACAUCCUCUAUCAUCUGGAGGCAGAUUAUUCUUUGCGAUAAAUUUAAAUCGCUAUAUAUUACACU